AUGAAGAAAGGAAAGAAUAGUUAUAUGUUGUUGGCAAAUCAACAUGCACAUGAAGAUGACGACGAUGAUAAUAAUGAUGAUGAUAACAACAACGAUAUAGACAGCACUGUAAAUAACAAUAAAGAUGAUCAAAGUAGUAAGAGCAUACCAUCAACAGAUGAUGAUGAUGACUACGAUGAGAAUGGUCAUAAUAAUAGUGGCAAUAAUAAUGAACAAAGAAAUUUAUUAAAUAAUAAUAGUAGAAAUAAUAAUAAUAAUAGUUUGAUAAUGGAUGAAGAGGAAGAUGAAGAAACGGAAAGAAAUGUUAUAUUGUUUAGUAAUAGGGAUCCUUCAGUAUCGAUAUUUGCAACACCUUCAAACAACCCAUCGAUACAAAGUAUGGGUGGUGGUACUCAAGGAGGAGAAAGUUCGACAAACAAUCAGUACAAUAAUCACUUCCCAUUCCCAAGAACACCAAGUUCAUCAAACAAUUAUUAUCCAUCCGAUGAUGAUGACGAUGAAAAUGAUGGACACCACACAACCAUCGAUAUGAACCAAUUACAUCGUCAUUUUAUUAAUUCACCUCCUAUGAAUGGCGGCGGUGGUCGUCAUACUACUACAACAACCUCUACAUCUACUUCAAGACAACUUCAACCACAACCUGCAUUACAAUUAAAACAAGGAGAAGCUAUUAUAAUUAGUGAACCUGGAGGUUAUGGUAAUAAUAUAGUUGUUGGAUUCAAUGAUAAACGAUUCAACGAGCUUGGUCAUGACGGCAGUCACAACUUGGCAAGUUAUUUUAAGAAUAUGGCUGAUCCCUCUUCAGUAUCUUCUCAAACCACCACUUUAAAUGCUGCAUUUAGACAAGCUGCGGGAGACGACGGUGCCGCCGCUUUGGAUGAAGCAUCGCGAUAUCUAUCAGAACAUCGAUACGGAAAGGCAAAGAAGCUAUUAUCAUCGAUUACACUGGGUGAGAUAUUGGCAUGUGCCAUGAUAUCACUAGAAGUUCCCAUUGGACUGAUAUUCUUCCUCUUGGUAUUCAUCGUUGCAGCCGAUGUUGCUGUAUUCUACACUCUUGCAAAGAACAAGCUCACAUUCAUGUCCUAUAUCAUUUUUGGAUCGGCUACCGUUGUAUUCAUGGCUGGUUUCUUUAUACCUAUACCAUCGGUUAUCUCUUUAAUUAGAUUAAUCGUCUUUAUGGUAUCAUUAAAUGCAAGAAGGGAAAUAAAUAGCAAACAAUAA
Cavenderia fasciculata is the source of this 1221-nucleotide messenger RNA. RefSeq lists its product as uncharacterized. Bases 1 to 1221 code for a protein of 406 amino acids. Lineage: Eukaryota; Evosea; Eumycetozoa; Acytosteliales; Cavenderiaceae. The transcript is spliced from 3 exons. The record is from RefSeq and is a predicted model, not a curated record.